This is a messenger RNA of Helianthus annuus (common sunflower), 797 nucleotides long. Its product is annotated as zinc finger A20 and AN1 domain-containing stress-associated protein 5. The transcript has a single exon. Gene Ontology annotation, biological process: protein ubiquitination. The record is from RefSeq and is a predicted model, not a curated record. Bases 111 to 569 code for a protein of 152 amino acids. Gene Ontology annotation, molecular function: ubiquitin-protein transferase activity; zinc ion binding. NCBI's taxonomy places the organism in Eukaryota, Viridiplantae, Streptophyta, Magnoliopsida, Asterales, Asteraceae.
UCCCAUCCCAUCCCCAACUCCUUCUCUCUCUAAAACCCCCCACUCUCUCUCUCUCUCUCUCUCUAAAACCUCUCUCUCUCUCUAAAACCUCUCUCUCGUCCUAAUCAGCCAUGGCUCAUCAGAAGAGAGAGAAAGAAGAAACCGAGCUCAAGGUUUCUGAAACCUUAUCCUUAUGCUCACCUCCGAUCAAUAUCUCCGCCACAGAUGACCGUAGAUCGGAUCUGAAGAACAACGCUGACGUCAGCAACGUUAUCGUUGACUUUAGACCUAACUCCGCUUCUUCGCCGGAAAAUCCAGAUCUGUCUCGUAAACGACGCCUGGAGGCGUCGGAGCCGGUGAGCGAGAGUUCCGGCGACGGUUUCAAGCGGCAGCGCGUGGUGAAUCGGUGCUCCGGUUGCAAGAAGAAAGUCGGAUUGAUCGGAUUCACGUGUCGUUGCGGCGAGAUGUUCUGCUCCGAACACCGUUACUCCGAUCGACAUGACUGCAGUUACGACUACAAAGCCGCAGGACGUGAAGCUAUCGCUCGUGAAAAUCCAGUUGUUCGAGCUGCGAAGAUUCUCAAGGUCUAAAAACACGAUCAAUUAACAAAUUCAUAUCAUGUUUUCGCAUCUCCGAUUGUAUAAAUUUGGCGCCAAGCGUAAGAAACGGAAAACUUGUAUGAUGAAGUAUGAAGGAUUCCGGUGGGGAAGAGGAGGGGGUGGUUGUGAAAUUUGGUGAAAGUUGAGGGUGCUUGUUGUUAAUUUGAUUAACUAUGUUUAGUGGAACUUUUUUAUGAUUUAGGUUGCUGAUUAUUAUUU